Stylonychia lemnae is the source of this 924-nucleotide messenger RNA. The record is from the annotation of a GenBank genome assembly. Lineage: Eukaryota; Ciliophora; Spirotrichea; Sporadotrichida; Oxytrichidae.
AUGGAAUAAUACAGAUAAACUGAAGUUUAAACACCAAGAAAAAUACCCUCAUCCUCAACAGAUUUUAGACAAUCAGUAACCAUUAAUUAAGGUGACUAAUAAAAAACUAAGUCAAAGUUUAAGCUGAAAAGAGGAGGCUCAAAAUAAUUAAAAUAGAAGAAGCUACUGAGGGCAGAGUAAACUAAGAAUGAAAGUUAAAUAAAUGCUGCAACAAAAGCAGAGUUAAAUUUCAAGAUACCUAAGGAAAGUAAUGAAGAAAAAUAUAAAGAUAGUCCAUUUGACAAAGAAGCGAAGUUUUUCUUGUAUUCUGUACCAGAUUUUGGAUUCAGUGACAAUACUUUAUACAACGAACUCUGCUCUCAAAAUAAUAAUGAGGAUGGUAAAGGAUCUAACUGGCGAUUUUUCUAUGACAUGAGAGUUAUGAAAAAUAAAAGAGAAGAUUCGAAGAACUCUCCAGGUAGCAAUGACUUUAGUGGGAAAAAUUAAAAAAGGGAAAAAUAAUAGGGGGUCAAUUGGAGUUUAGAGAUUAUAAGAACGAAUUAAGAUGCAACUUUCUCAGGAGAUGUUAUAUAAUUAAAUCCGAAAUAAAAGUAAACUCCCAAUGAGAUCAAACUGAUUGAAAUAAAGAAAAUAAUGAAUGAUAUGUUUGAUCAAUUCCAUAGCAGCUAAUAAAGCAUUUAAGGAAUCAAAGAACUAAUAAGAUACAGAUCUAAUAGUAUGAACAACCAUGUGGCAGAUUACUCAACUAUCAAUUCAAAGAUCGAUCAUAUUUGGAAGUUAGAUUUUACUUAAUCUUAAGAAACAAUCGUAGAAUAAAAUAAUGGAAAUGCACCACCAACAUAACCUCAAAAUCAUACUCAUAUCCAUCAUUAAACUCAUUCUCAUUCGCAUCAUCACCAUCACAAUUAUCAUCAUCAUUAUUGA